AGGAAUCGCCAGGUGGCACAUACUUAUCAGCAAACGAACGGCGGGAGGCGCACCACGUUCACACCUGGAUGCGUUCUUAUCCGCGCGAUCCAACGGACCCGCCCAUUCCCCACCAUUGCUCUCCAGUCGUCCUCGAGCUUCAAAUCUCUCGAGGACACGAACCCUCGACAAAAUUUUCCCUCCUUUUCGUUUUCUUUUCUUUUGAAAUAAUUCGUUUUCUUUUCGUAGUUCCUGUUCUUGCAUCAUGCACAGGUGUUGAUGCUUCGAUUCAUUGCGUCAGCGUCAGCAUCAGGCGCCUGCUCUGCAUCCUCUCGGCGGCCUUGCUGCUCUGCUUGUUGAAUUGAGGCAGAGGAGGAGGAGGAGGAGGAGGAGGGAGGCGGGCGGGGAUGCCGGACUCGGACAACGACUCCGGCGGCCCGAGCAACGCCGGCGGCGAGCUUUCGUCGCCGCGGGAGCAGGACCGGUUCCUCCCCAUCGCGAACGUGAGCCGGAUCAUGAAGAAGGCGCUCCCCGCGAACGCCAAGAUCAGCAAGGACGCCAAGGAGACGGUGCAGGAGUGCGUCUCCGAGUUCAUCUCCUUCAUCACCGGCGAGGCCUCCGACAAGUGCCAGCGCGAGAAGCGCAAGACCAUCAACGGCGACGACCUGCUCUGGGCCAUGACCACGCUCGGCUUCGAGGACUACGUCGAGCCGCUCAAGCACUACCUCCACAAGUUCCGCGAGAUCGAGGGCGAGAGGGCCGCCGCCUCCUCGGGCGCCUCGGGCUCCGCAGCCGCGCAGCAGCAGGGCGACGUGGCGAGGGGAGCUGCCAAUGCCGGCGGGUACGCCGGGUACGGCGCGCCCGGCGCCGGCGGCAUGAUGAUGAUGAUGGGGCAGCCCAUGUACGGCUCGCCGCAGCAGCAGCAACAGCAACCGCCGCCACAGCAGCAGCAGCACCAACAGCAUCAUCACAUGGCAAUGGGAGGCAGAGGGGGUUACGGCCAUCAAGGAGGCGGCGGUGGCGGUGGCUCGUCGUCGUCGUCGGGGCUUGGCCGGCAAGACAGGGCGUGAAUCGCCAUGAUACCCUUCACUGCGCUGAAUCGCUGAUACGAGUCCAUAUUACCCAAUUGACAAAGCACCUUGUUCUUCCUGUUGAUGUAUGUUUUACUGAUGAAUUAAUCUGAGGCUCCGAUUCGAAGCGGCGAAUUACUCCCCGUUUCAUACGAGAAUUGAACUUGCGUUUUGGAUGAA
Messenger RNA from Panicum hallii, 1229 nucleotides. Its product is annotated as nuclear transcription factor Y subunit B-8-like. The transcript has a single exon. Gene Ontology annotation, cellular component: CCAAT-binding factor complex; nucleus. The record is from RefSeq and is a predicted model, not a curated record. Gene Ontology annotation, biological process: regulation of transcription by RNA polymerase II. Gene Ontology annotation, molecular function: DNA-binding transcription activator activity, RNA polymerase II-specific; protein heterodimerization activity; RNA polymerase II cis-regulatory region sequence-specific DNA binding. NCBI's taxonomy places the organism in Eukaryota, Viridiplantae, Streptophyta, Magnoliopsida, Poales, Poaceae. The coding region runs from base 387 to 1049 and encodes 220 amino acids.